Molecule: messenger RNA, 747 nt
Organism: Atta colombica
Lineage: Eukaryota; Metazoa; Arthropoda; Insecta; Hymenoptera; Formicidae
Product: double homeobox protein A-like
Exons: 4
Coding region: 85-747 (220 amino acids)
Biological process (GO): regulation of transcription by RNA polymerase II
Cellular component (GO): nucleus
Molecular function (GO): DNA-binding transcription factor activity, RNA polymerase II-specific; sequence-specific double-stranded DNA binding
Source: RefSeq, a predicted model, not a curated record
UCGAGACUUUUGGACCUCUUUUAUCAUUUUAUUUACAAUAAUUUAUAGGAAAAAACGAGUUUUGGAUCCGAAUGCCAAAAUAUAAUGAAAAAUUCGUUGAUAAAGGGUACAGAAGUCAAAAUUCACGAAUGGUCAACGGAACGAGUUAAUACAGGCUUAGGACGCUCGUACGGAAUACAAGAAAUCCGGGUUCAACUGCCGGCCGAGGAAAAAAUGGGUUCUGAAUUCGAUCACACAAGUGAAACAGAAAUGCCGCUGAAUGAAAUGUGGAACAGCAGAAGGAUAUUCAUGGAUGAUCAGCGGAACGAGUUAGUAAAGGUGUUUGAGGAAACUCCAUACCCGAAAAGAAAUAAAUUGGAAACACUUGCUCAGAGAAUGGGAGUGUUAUUCGACAGUGUUAGAAAAUGGUUCCAGAGUACUAGAACAUAUAAUCCAAACAAACCUAUGCCUUCAUUGUCGUAUGAUCAUUACGAAACAAAGGGUUUUAAAUCCGAUUACAAAAGCAAAAAGGAAAAACCGAAAAUAGCAGUGAGCUGUAGGAAAUUCACGGUUGAUCAACGGAAUGAGUUAAUGCGAGUAUUAGAGGAAACUCGAUAUCCUGAUAGAAGAAAAAUGAUGGAACUAGCCGAAAGGAUGGGAGUGUCAUUCCAAAAAAUUAGUAUGUGGUUCCGGAAUAUUAGAAGAACUAAAUCUAGAACUAAAUCGAACCAAACUAAGUCUUCGUCGACGCGUAAUCGUCAAGUAUGA